Messenger RNA from Cornus florida, 1189 nucleotides. RefSeq lists its product as uncharacterized. The coding region runs from base 430 to 909 and encodes 159 amino acids. The transcript is spliced from 6 exons. The record is from RefSeq and is a predicted model, not a curated record. NCBI's taxonomy places the organism in Eukaryota, Viridiplantae, Streptophyta, Magnoliopsida, Cornales, Cornaceae.
AGUUAGUAAGUUGGACAUGGAGAGUCUACAGAGAGAGAAGGAAGAAAAGGGUUGUUGACACGUGGUGAGAAGGGUUUGUAAUAGGCAACAUGUCCACUUGGCUGCCACUGGUGAACCCAUGUGUAGAGAGAGAAAGAGAGACAUUGAAUGUAGAGAGAGAAACAGGGUGUAAGGGAGCUCUGAAUGGCUUCACAUGGGGGCCUAUAAAUAGCAGAGACCGUUUCAUUUUUUUUUUACAGUAAAACAUACUGCGAACUUCACGUGCUCUGCCUCCUCUGUCUCUGCCUCUCUGUUUCAUCCAUAUCUGUGUUUCUCAAAAUCUUAUCCAUUUGUCUGUUUUUUUGGUCGUCUCUUAGUCAGUUGAUCUUUAAAAUCCAAGGUAGUUAAUAUUGUUAGUUGUGUGCCAAAAGGAAAGUGAUCAUAAUACAAAUGGAAAACACAAAGAAGCAACAAGUGGGUGGUUCAUCUUCGUCCUUUACAGUGGAUCUCUUUGGUCCCAAGGACGUCUCGCCAUCUUCUUCCUCCACUGGGCUUUUCGAUUCUGUUUUUGGCCCACCAUCGACGGGGCUAGGAAGAGACUCUUCUCACUUGAGAAACCAGGAUUUGGGAAGUCAAUAUGGCAAUGCCAAACAUGGACCACCAGCCAAUGCUUCUCAGAGAGGCAAGGGUGAAAGUAGUGGCAUGUAUUCCGGCAAGAACUCGAGCUCUGUUUAUCAGAAUGAGACAGUAGAACCGUGCUGUUACAGCUCAUCCAUCUACUAUGGUGGCCAAGAAGUUUAUUCGCCGAACAGCAAAACCACCACUUCUCAGCAUAUAAUCAAGAAAGAUGGGGGAGAUGAUGAUCCGAAUGGAAGCAACUUAAACAGCGCUUCAAGAGGAAAUUGGUGGCAGGGUUCACUCUAUUACUAAAAGCGACCCUCUACAACAUGCAAAUUCUCCAUCUUCAAAGGGAUGGUAACAUUAGCGAUCUACUUUUACGUUAUGGGAACACGGGAUGGUAGCCAAGCAAAGCCACGGUUGUAACAUGGAGCGUGUUUUUUUCCUUUGCAGUUUCGUGUUUUUGGUUAAUUUUCAAACAAUCUUGUCAAGUAUAUGAGCUGAUCUUGUUUAACAAGAGUUGAAUAUAUAUAAAACUCUUCCUACAUGUAGCUCUGUUCUAUGUAAUGAAAGUUGUUUUUGGUUUUCGCAA